Molecule: messenger RNA, 462 nt
Organism: Colletotrichum phormii
Lineage: Eukaryota; Fungi; Ascomycota; Sordariomycetes; Glomerellales; Glomerellaceae
Exons: 1
Source: RefSeq, a predicted model, not a curated record
AUUGAGGCAGCUAUCGGAGUGAUUGGGCUUUCGUUACAGCUCAUCGACUCUGCCAUCAAAGUCAAGAGAGCCAUCACAACCUACCGGUCUGCCUCAACGGAGAUCAACCGGCUGAUGCUAAAAAUCGAAAGGGUCGAGGCAAUAUGCGGUGCGAUCAAGGACAGUCUCGAGGGAAACGCACCCUCGGGGCAAUGCUCUGAUCUCAUCAAGACCUGGGGCGUCUGUGUUCUCAAGAGUAUCCAGUCGACGCUCGCCGAGAUUCAUGCCAUCAUCACGAAGCUGGGAAGAAAAGGUGGAAAGAGACGUCCGUUCAACACCGUGGGAUUCACAUUUCUGGAAUGCAAAGAUGAUAUAUCUCUGUUGAGCAAGUGGCUGGACGAUGAUCUGACUUACCUGCAGCAUAUGAUGACUGCAGAGAUCCUGUGCGCCUUCCGAGUUCUACUCCUGAAAGUCCCACACUGA